AUGUCGCAAGAAACAAUACGAUCAUCAUUAACCGGGGCCGCUCGACCUUCCGCUCAUCCGCGUCUACAUGCCUUGGCCAAACCGUAUUCACGUCCUUCAUCAUUCUCAGGUUUGUCUUCUUCGGCAACGAUGACCGACCUGGCCAAUAUAUCCUCUUCUCUAGGUGGGAAUGAAGGAUGGGACGAAUCACCCACCAAGUCACCCAGUAAGACUACUCGACCUGGAUUAUCAACCUCCUCAAGUUAUGGUAGUUUACCUCGAUCAGGUUCAGAUAGCUCCCUGUUCUCUGGGAUCAAAUCUAUAUUCUCUAGACCAUUGCAGUGGCUAGCCACUCCUGCUCGCGCUAGUGGAAGUGGGAACGGAAGAGAUUCGUAUAGCUCGUUUGGUCAUGAUUUGGAAGAUCAGUCCUUUAGUCAAUCACCUUCGGUGAAAAGGUCUAGAAGAGGCUCACCUUCACCUGAAAAGCAAAGAGCUAAGAGACGUAAAGAGAAUGGUACUGCUACUGCUGCUACUACCACCGCUACUAGCAACGAAUACGAACCUGAACAACAAAUACCACCGUUCGAACUUCAUGGUAGAGCAGUCUCAGGAUUCAUGCUACCACCACUAUCACCCAAUGUCACUCUGAAACCCAAAUCUCACUUACCUAUACCUCAACAUGUCACCAACAAUACUCGCACAAACUUCUCUAGACCAUUGGGAAGCAGUUCGUCAUCAGGAUUAUCAAGUUCCAAAUCGAUGUCGUAUCUGGAUCCACCUACUGAUGUGUUGGGAGCCUCUUCGCCCAGAAAGGCAGGUGGGAUGCUGACUAGAUCAAAGAGGGUCGAGUUGAGUUCUCUGGUAGAUGAUCGUGAUCGUGAUGAGAUGGAAGUUGAAUCUUCGAGUCAAGGGAAUGAUGGUGGAAAGACUUGGAGUCCUUGGAAAUCACGUUAUUCGACUGCCGGAGGAGCUGCCUCCUCUGCCGCCAAUGUUAGACCCACCACACCAAGUAGGAAUACUCCAAGUAGACUCGGUUCCAGAGAUUUCAAACUCCCCUCUGCAUCACCGUUCAAACCACCUCCAUCACCCUUACAUGGUCAAUCGCCUCAUAUAAGCAAUGCCGCAGCUUCAACUUCCGGUCUUACAAGAUCCGCUACCACAGCCAACAUCCGCAGAGCCGCUAGUGUAGCUUCUGAUGUCAGCAUGGGUGGGGGUUUGACUAGAUCGGGCAGUGUAAGGGGUUUAAGGCAAUCGGGAAGCAUGCUAUUUGGUAGUGUCAAUGGAGAUAGGGAGAGGGAUAGGGAAGAUGAUAGGAUGAGUGUGGAUGGGGAACAUAGACAGAGGGAAGGAAGUGUGUUGGAUUGGUUCAUGAAAGAUCGCUGGGAUGGGACUGCUCGACCUGGCUCUCCCGCUUCUAUCGCUGCUUCCAGACGACUGGGCUCAGCUGGACCUUCUCUAUCCCAUCCACCAAUCAGGAAAGGUCAGCUGGUAUGGCACGAAGAAGAAAAAGCUUUCGUCCGCGAGAGUGACCUCCGAGCUGCUCAGGCUCCACCAGCAAUACAUAAAUCUGAAGCCGAGAGGAUAUUGUAUACACUCGAAUCAAUGAGGAAGACUCCCCUGACUGAUGCUCGGAAAGGCGAAUUACCUCCUGUGACCAUUGGCCAAUCGUCAAGAACGAUGAGAAAGACAAUAAAUGUACCCCUUGCGACGGCUGCUGCUGGAGACAGCGCGAAGCAGAGGAGAGAUAAAGACAGACUGGGUGGGGAUGAUAGAGUUUCGAUGAUGAUCAGUCCGUAUGGAAGGAGAAAGGUCGCGGAUCAACAGGCUAGAGAGGAAAGGAGGUCUAGGAUGGCUGAAGAUAGAGACUACCGACCCUCACCUACGCCCACUGCUUCAGACGUCCAGAGUCAAGCUUCAGAUGUGGAGAUGGAACCACCCAGCUCACAGAAAUCAGCUUCGCCUGCCCCUCCCCCAACCCCUCGUCGCUCAUCCAGAUUAAAGAGAACCACGGGUACCGAUGAAGACGUUCCCACGCCCAAGGCUAGCAGGAAACCAAAGCGUGGUGCAUCGAAACAACCUGAGCCUGCACAGGAAGAAGAGCAACCUCAACCUACACCUAGAGGAAGGAGGACGAGGAAGACGACGGUCGACAGAGGAACUUCACCCUCCCCUCCUCCGCCUGUCCCUACCAUCACUGCUACAGCUCCUUCUCCAGGUGGACCAGCCAACACCUCGACACAGACAGUGUCUUCGUCGGGUUACCAACCUUUAGCCGAUGGCGAGAGAUCGAGAGGAGGUUCUUCCCUACGAGCACGGUCAGAUGUCACAAAACGUACUCAUGUCGGAGCAGCCAGCUACUCUCGAUCGGCUACACCUUCCUCUGGACGAUUUUCAGCUAAAGAAGAAGAUUUACCAGAUAUGGACGAGUUGGAACAAGCCAAGAUACCUUUACCUUCUUUUUCAGGUAUCUCUUUCGCUGGACUCAAUCCUACACCGCCUGCGACAUCGAAUGGCUCAUCGACAUCUGUGACCAAUCCAGACGUUCCGAGCGCUCCUUCACAGUCUACUACUGCUCCGUCCUCUUCUCUGAACGUUCCUCCACCUGGUCGAAGGCCGGGUGGUCCGCUCGCUCGAGUCGGCCUCUCCUCCACAAGGCCAAGAGCAUCGUCACCUCUUGCAGGAGGAUCCAUAGUUGCUCAACCCGAAUCACCUGAGUCGGCAUCAAAAGCUGCCAAACCGGCUGAGCCUGCUCAAGCACCUGCGAAUGGUUUCUUCACUCUGAAAGGAUCCACACCGACAGUCCCAGCAGCCGGGUCAACGACUCCUCUGGGUAAACCGCCAGCCUCGUCUUUCUUCUCUGUGCCAAGUACUGGUGCGACGAACGGGGAAUCGAGUAAAGAUAAAUCGUUCUCGUUUGGUUUAGGUAAACCUCCUGCUGAGACGGAAAAACCCUCAGAAACAACAUCGGGAUCAGGUAUACCUGAUUUCUUUGGUAAAAAGUCUGCGCCCCCAUCUGGAACUGCUACGCCAACAUCUGUCCCAGCAUUCGAUUUUGGUCUAUCUAAGAAAGCAGCCGAAGAACCUAAAGCCCCACCAGCUCAAUUGCCUCCUGCCACGUUCAGUUUUGGUAAACCCGCUGAGACCGCUACUCCUCCUGCGACUAACGGUGGAGGAUUCAGCUUUGGUGUGCCAAAGGAAGCAGAGAAGAAGAAUGGUCCGACUCCCUCUUUCUCGUUUGGAUCGAGCAAACCUGCCGAAGCACCUAAACCUGCCUUUUCAUUUGGAUCUUCCGACAAGCCUGCCGAACCUGCGAAAUCCACAUUCAGCUUCGGAGCUCCUGCUACAACUUCUGCCCAACCCGCUAAACCCACUUUUUCGUUUGGUAAUCCAUCCACUUCAACUGCCGCAGAGAAGCCCGCUGAAACUGCUAAAAACUCUUUCUCAUUCGGUACCCCGUCGACAACGGAUAGUCCAAAGGCUGCUGAGCCUGCCAAACCUUCUUUCUCGUUUGGCUCAUCAAGUGCAACCACUUCCAAACUUGCUGAAGCUACUAAACCAGCUUUCAGUUUCGGAGCUACUUCGACAACGCCUGCAUCAACUCCUCCACCCUUCGGUGCUGCUGCUAGUACCAAUGGUACAUCGUCGACGGCGCCUGCUCCUGGUGGUUUCUCAUUUGGAAAGCCUACUGAAAAGAAGGAUACCGCGCCAAGCAAUCCAUUCGGCGGUAGUGCCCCUGCUGGUGGGUCAGGCUCUACUGGCACGGGUUUCACCUUUGGUGCCUCAGGAAGUACGAGCACAACGACGCCCUUUGGUGAAAACAAGGCGAAUGGUGAUACUGCCAAGUCCAACCCUUUCGGAGGUGCCAGUACUACACCUGCUCCAGCUUCUGCAGGAUUCGCUUUUGGCGCUUCAUCAUCUUCUACGAAACCUAAUGAGUCUACUUCGGGAUUCGGUUCAUCAGCACCUGCGGCAGCUUCACCUUCCAAUCCCUUUGGUUUUGGCUCAUCAGCUUCAGCUACCACUUCUCCAGCUCUAGCACCAACAUCUAAUCCGUUCGGACAACCUGCUCAGACUGCCAGUAGUCCCGCGACCACCUCUACACCGUCGUUCACCUUUGGACAGUCCUCGUCUACACCGGCAACUUCAUCAGGCUUCGGUACUUCGGCUCCUGCUCCUGCCUCUACAGUUGCAUCCAAUCCAUUUGGCCAACAACCCUCAUCUGCCGGAUCGGGUGGAUUCAAUUUUGCCUUUGGUGCUGGUGCCAGUGGAAGUACAUCCAGCCCUGCACCUGCCCCUGCUUCAGGUGGAUUUACUUUCGGUCAACCUUCCACUACACCUUCGACGCCUACCGCGACAAAUAGUACAUUCACUUUUGGUAAUCCUGCACCGACUACCCCUGGUGCUACAUCCCAAUCAUCGUUCGCAUUCGGUACAGGCGGAGGUGCACCUCAAUCAACCACACCUGCUGCUCCUCCCGCCUCAGGAGGAUUCUCAUUCGGUGCGCCCCCUGCCAAUCAAGCGACCGCACCUCGAUUCGGUAGUCCUGCGCCCGGGCCCGCUGACGGAGGUUUCAGUCUAGGUGCGAGCGAUGGGGGUGUACCGGGAAGUCCUGGCGGGAGAAAAGUAAAAGGAUUGCCUAAUAGAAGAGGGGGCGUCAAGCGAUAA
This is a messenger RNA of Kwoniella mangroviensis CBS 8507, 4644 nucleotides long. RefSeq lists its product as uncharacterized. Bases 1 to 4644 code for a protein of 1547 amino acids. NCBI's taxonomy places the organism in Eukaryota, Fungi, Basidiomycota, Tremellomycetes, Tremellales, Cryptococcaceae. The record is from RefSeq and is a predicted model, not a curated record. The transcript is spliced from 4 exons.